Messenger RNA from Cyprinodon tularosa, 885 nucleotides. Its product is annotated as paired mesoderm homeobox protein 2A-like. Gene Ontology annotation, molecular function: DNA binding; DNA-binding transcription factor activity, RNA polymerase II-specific. The record is from RefSeq and is a predicted model, not a curated record. The transcript is spliced from 3 exons. The coding region runs from base 161 to 805 and encodes 214 amino acids. Gene Ontology annotation, biological process: regulation of DNA-templated transcription. Lineage: Eukaryota; Metazoa; Chordata; Actinopteri; Cyprinodontiformes; Cyprinodontidae.
GAAGACAUCAAAUGAUUCUGAGGUCUAAUCAUCCUCUGAUGUCUGACUGAGCAUCAAACAGACCCAUUAACACCUUCAGGAGCCUCCAAGGUUCUGCUGGAUGCUGCUCUGAUUAAAACCGGACCAGCAGAACCCACAACUCAUCCAAAGUGACCAGAACAUGGACGGAAGCAGAGUGUCGGACUUUAGCAUCGAACGCAUCCUUUCUCCACAUCUGGGCCGAAAACUGCUGGACCCAACACAGGACGGAUACAUGCGUUUGGUACCGGGCGGGUUCAGGCUGGAAUCAACCAGCUCAUGGGUCCCUGCGCCGGUUCCUGUGCCGUUCCGGGUGCCGGGCUGUCUGCAGUACCGAGGAAUGUGCUUCGGCGAAGGGUUCUGUUCGUGCACCGCCAGGUUCCACCACGCAGAGAUCAGGUUCUGCACACAUUUCGGUCCAAACCCUUCAGAAAGUUUUAAAACAUCACAAAGCGGGGGUCCGAUCCAGUGCAGAGCGAAGGCCCGGAUGAGGACGGUGUUCACAGACUGUCAGACCAAACAGCUGGAGGCGCUGUUCGAGCUCACUGACUACCCAGGGAUGGAAUUACGGGCCGAGCUGGCCCAGAACACCGGGCUGAGCGAGGAGACGGUUCGGGUUUGGUUCAAGAACCGCCGGGCCCGGAGAAAGAGGCAUCACAGUGGGCCAAAGGUCAAAUCACCGUCACCAUGCGAGAAAAAGAACUCUCAGACAGAGGGUGGAUCAACCUGCUGCUGCUCAGUGGCACUUCAGCAGGACAGGUUCAAAGUCUGGGAUUCUUCAGCAUGAAGCUACUUGUGGUGCUAGAAAUUCCGGAUAUUAGAGGACAGUUUUCUACUUGAAUUGGAAUAACUUAUUAUUGAACACAA